Molecule: messenger RNA, 1074 nt
Organism: Cooperia oncophora
Lineage: Eukaryota; Metazoa; Nematoda; Chromadorea; Rhabditida; Trichostrongylidae
Source: the annotation of a GenBank genome assembly
AUGGAGAAUAGAGAAGGGUUUGCGGCUGAACAGGUCAGAUGCGACGGACCUUGUGGUCAUAAGUAUCCUCCAGAAGCUUUGGAAGCCUUGGGGAGAUGUGGACAUUUUCUCUGUGAUAUAUGUCAUGGACUUGUCUAUAAUGAAGAUGGAACGAAAGGAUGCAGCAAUUUCGAUUGCGUCUAUGCCACUCUUUACUCAUAUCUACCAGAAGCUUAUGCUCGACGGGCUUAUGAAAGCCAUAUAUUGGCUCGCCAAAGAGCUAGAGAAAAGCGAGACAAACCAGCAGCAUCUCAACAGAGUGCUUGUACAAAUCAACCUUCGUCAAAGAGUUCUUGUGAUCAGAAAGGGCAAAGCGGAUGUAGAACGUCAAGUCGUCCUCGCACACCCCGUCAACUCGGCAGAAAGAGUUCCCUGACGUUCGUCAAUAGGCGAGGUUCCAAGAAAAGGAGUCCAGCACAGAGUCGUACCCCUCUUGAGGACGAUCCGCAGACGUCAAAUUUGCCAAACAGCUCUGGCCCUCGCUCUCCACCGGAUCAAUGGAGCCGUAAAAUGCGUGUGCUCGACGCAAUCUUCUCGGAUAUGAGCGUUGCUUCCAGCACCCAAGAAGGUCCAACAAGCGAAUUCGAACUGUUGAACAUACGCUUGAUGAUAUUUGAACCUGGUCCAUUCAAGACUAUAAAACGGUUAGUUUCUUCAAACUUGCAAUUUCACGAUGAACCAAAAGGGCAGUAUGUGAACUUGUCCCGAUGCGAGAUCCGAGUUUUGACGGCGCGACAAAGCCGAGCUAACAAUAAGUGGGAAACGCCGAGUUUCUGCGCAUCACCUCAUCUCGGAUCCCUGGAAAUGACAGUGCAACAGGCGCACAAAAGUAAAUUUUACAGCGUUCACAUCAGUCGAGAAAUGUCGGCUGCUUUGACAGUAAAAGAAGCACUCGAUGAGCUAGUGGAUAGAAGAAACGGGAAUAUCCGCCACGAGUGCCCCUCUCGACUGUACUUCUGUUCCGAAAACACAAGUGAAGGACUCCGUCGUAUAAGCGUUGAAGAGGUACGGCGGAUCAUGCUUUGUUCAACAUGA